This is a messenger RNA of Colletotrichum abscissum, 450 nucleotides long. RefSeq lists its product as uncharacterized. Bases 1 to 450 code for a protein of 149 amino acids. NCBI's taxonomy places the organism in Eukaryota, Fungi, Ascomycota, Sordariomycetes, Glomerellales, Glomerellaceae. The transcript has 2 exons. The record is from RefSeq and is a predicted model, not a curated record.
AUGAUGAAAUUUGGGUUGUUGGUCAUAGUUGGGGUCAUUAAUAUCUCAGUGACCUGCAUAUACAUUGCAGGGUACUCCAUCAACCCGAAAUAUUUCACUCAUCUGCACAAGAUCUGGGACCCUAUCGACAAAGUUGUUGAUUUACUAAUCGACAUUUCACUGAACACGGUAUUCCUACGGAUUAUUCAACAUGAGUUUGUUGCCGACGGUCUUCAAAAGUACCGACUAUUAUUUUACUGCGGGGUACUCUUCGUAUUGAUCUCGUUAUGUAUGGAUAUUCUCAUGAUUGUCAUGAUGACUGUACAGGAACCGUACCUCUACGCUAUGACUCACCCAAUGGCCUACACUAUGAAAUUGAUUAUCGAAAUGACGAUGGCGGAUUUGAUAUCGUCGAUUGCAAAAAGACCACACCAAAUGCAAGAGUUUUCGGAACAGAUCUGUGUGAGUUAG